UCUAUAAAUAUUCUCUACUGUGUCAGUGGAUCGGUGUCCACCAUGAAGGAUCUCAAACCCCUGUUGCUUCUGGCAUCUGUCUUCUCUUCAGUUACUGCUGAUUUUGGUAUUGGAACCAUAACGUCCGGUCAAUAUUACGUAACUGUCAACAAAACUAAAUGGUUUACGAGCGGCCACACGUUUUGCAACCUGAACGGAAAUACCCACUCUAAUAUUACUUUUAACGUUGAUUAUGGAAGUAGUGGUUUGGAUAAGUUGGGUCCGUGGCAAGGAGAUAGAUGGGUCUUUAAAGAUAACGAUACAACCGUCGAGUUUAAGAUGAAAACAUACCAAACAGACAAAAUCCCCGCCGUUAUUUUUACCAUGAACUAUGUGACAUCAGCUAAAGGUACUAAAGCUACAUCGGCCAAUAAAACUAUAAGUGGUUGGCCGAGUUUUAAUAUUCUAGAUUUAAAUCAAACGGUUGGGUAUCUUGCCUAUUCUGCUGAUAUGUUCGGGGACAGAAAGAAGAAGCUAGGAAUCUGGGGUCCAGACGCUCUGACCGUCCGUGAUGGACUGGAUGGGACAGGUCCAAUCGUAACCUUCGAUAAACUGGGAAAUGCCUUCCUGUUUGCUCCCUUAGAUAGUUUUAUGACCACUUCGUAUUCUAUUGAUCGGGAUAAUUCGACUAUAUCUUGGGGAACUAUGGGAGGUGUUGAUGAAAUACCUGCUGGGUUCACAUAUUCUGUCAUUAUGGUUUACAGUGAUCAAGGUGUAAACGGGGUAUUUUCUAAGUUUGGCACCAUUAUGAGAUAUUACCAUGAUAAAAAUACAGAACGCCAGAAGACUGAUGUAUCUUUAAAUUAUAUUGGUUACUGGACAGAUAAUGGUGGUUACUACUAUUAUAAUACAGAACCCGGUAAGAAUUAUGAGCAGACAAUGUUGGACAUCAAACAAGAUAUGAAUAAAACACAAAUACCAUACAAGUAUAUACAACUGGAUUCCUGGUGGUAUUAUAAAGAUACAAACGAAGCGGUCACAAAAUGGGAACCUCGUCCUGAUAUAUUUCCGGACGGUUUAGUGAAAGUGGGACAAGAACUGGGAUUACCAUUAGUGCUUCAUAACAGAUAUUGGUCAAAAGAUACACCAUACGCAGUAAACUACAAAUUUCUGAAAGGCCUUGGAUUAAGUGUUCCAAUUACAACCAGAUUCUGGGAUUUCCUGUUACAAAGAGCCAAGACCUGGGGUCUCAUCGUUUACGAACAGGAUUGGAUGUAUGUACAAUUUAUGUUUCUUGAAGUGAUGAAAACUAAUUUGACCCUAGCAACAACCUGGAUGGACGCCAUGGCUAAAUCAGCAGAGAAUAAUGAUGUUACUAUACAAUACUGUAUGGCCCAAUCUCGACAGGCACUACAGAGUUUAAAAUAUACCGCUGUCACACAGGCCCGUGUGUCAGAUGAUUAUCAUUUACAGCACGAUCAAUGGAAGAUCGGAAUAAGUUCGCUGUUUGCUCAUGCUGUAGGCGUGGCACCAUCUAAAGAUACAUUCUGGACAACAACCAACCAACCUGGAAAUCCUUUCAAUACAACAGAACAAUAUCCUGCUCUACAGACACUAGUAGCUGUUUUAAGUACUGGACCAGUUGGACCCAGUGAUAAAAUUGGUUACACAAAUAAAGAUCUAUUAAUGAAGUGUUGUAAUUCGGAUGGUUUGAUAUUAAAGCCUUCCAAACCUGCUACAGCUAUAAAUGAUCAAAUUAUCGAGACAGCUUUUAAUGAUGGUAGUGGAGCAAGUGGUCAAGUAUGGUCGACGUAUACAGAUUUUGGUGAAUAUAAUAAAAUACGGUUUGGUAUUAUAAUGGUGGCUAAUCUAUCCAAACCUUAUUCUAUAACUCCUUCUAGGGCAUCUUUAGAUGUGGAAAUUAAUCAGUACCCCGAUUCUGUGAUAUAUGACAGCAAAAACAUGACCAAAUCUACAAGUUUCAGCGAGACCAGUCCAUUUAGCUUACCAACAUGUUUACUGGAUAAUGCAAACUACUGUCUUUAUUAUACCAGUCCUGUUAUGAAGCGAGGAAAUCAAACGAUAAUUAUCUAUGGCGGAACAAACAAAUUUGUCUGGAUGUCAUCACAAAGAGUUGCAAAAUUAUGGGUGGACGAUGACAAUGUUGCAGUCACUUUACGAGGUGCUGCGAAUGAAAAUGUUACUUUUGCUUAUUCUGUCAACGGAGUAGUGAAUACGAACACUCACAUCAUUGAUGCCAAGACACACUGUGCCAGCAUUGUGAUCUACAGUUCCACAGGGAAAUCCCCCAUUCCUGCUAAUUUCAACUGUACAAAUUUGUUACAUACCUCUGCCAAGCAUUCCAAAAAGGCACAACCUCAUCAAAAAUAA
Messenger RNA from Patella vulgata (common limpet), 2370 nucleotides. RefSeq lists its product as uncharacterized. Lineage: Eukaryota; Metazoa; Mollusca; Gastropoda; Patellidae. The coding region runs from base 43 to 2370 and encodes 775 amino acids. The transcript has 17 exons. The record is from RefSeq and is a predicted model, not a curated record.